Molecule: messenger RNA, 2739 nt
Organism: Macadamia integrifolia
Lineage: Eukaryota; Viridiplantae; Streptophyta; Magnoliopsida; Proteales; Proteaceae
Product: glyoxysomal processing protease, glyoxysomal
Exons: 14
Coding region: 167-2434 (755 amino acids)
Biological process (GO): protein processing
Cellular component (GO): peroxisome
Molecular function (GO): serine-type endopeptidase activity
Source: RefSeq, a predicted model, not a curated record
UGCCACUGAGUACUGAUGCAGAGUUUCCGCCAAGGCUUGCGUUCCUUGUUAGCUAAAGCCAUGCUCUGAAUCCGAAAUUGCAAAGCCGGAAGCAGAACCUACCAACUCAGCCACUGUUCCUCUGAGAAGUGAGAAUCAUCGCUCCCCCGAAGCACACUUUUCGCAUAUGGAAUUGCCUGAAAUCGUCGAAAAUGCCCGGAAUUUUGCCGUCAUGGUUAGAAUCCAGGGACCUGAUCCAAAAGGUCUAAAGAUGCGAAGACAUGCCUUCCACCACUACCAGUCCGGUAAGACAACCCUUUCGGCAUCUGGGCUGUUGUUGCCCGAUUCCUUCAGCGACUCUCCCAUUUUGAAGUAUGUCCGGAAGUCUUCUUCGUCUGUGAUGGCUAUUGUUGUCACUGUUGCAUCAAUUGUGGAGCCAUUUCUAUCGCAAUCACAUCGAGAGAACGCUGCCCAGCCCCUCCCGGAGUUGAUUCCUGGAGCACAGAUUGAUGUUAUGGUAGAGCCCAAGAUAAAGGCUGGAAGUCAGGUAGAUGUUGAAGCAAACGAAACUUCCCACUGGCUCCAGGCACAGCUUCUAGCAUUGGUGGAUGUUCCUGCAUCUUCCCAUGCUAUACAGUCAUUAAUUGAAGCUCCUAGUGGCACAAUUGAGCAAGGCUUAUGGGAUCUUGGCUGGUCUUUGUCCACAUCGAAUAGUGGUCCUUGGGUUUCUACAGAUGCUCUUCGAACAAAGGCUUCAUCUCGGAAUCAAAUGCAUCCAGAACAUGAACUGAGUAAUCAUCACCGUCAUAUGGCCAUGUCAGCUUCUAGACUUGCUUUUCUUGGAGUUCCUUCUGUUAAAUCUGAGGACAUUCUGGAUAUUGGUAUCUCACCGCCAAAUAAGAGGGGAGAUCUUCUUCUGGCAAUGGGGUCUCCAUUUGGUGUUCUCUCACCUCUUCACUUCUUUAAUAGUAUUUCUGUAGGAUCUGUCGCGAACUGUUUUCCAUCGAGUUCUUCUAACAACACACUACUGAUGGCUGACAUUCGGUGCCUUCCUGGGAUGGAAGGUGGUCCCAUUUUUGAUCAACAUUCAAGUCUUAUUGGUAUCCUAACCAGGCCCUUAAGACAAAGAUCUGGUGGUGCUGAAGUUCAGCUAGUGAUUCCAUGGGAAGCCAUAGCAACUGCUCAGAAAGACUUUCUGCGAAAUGAACCUCAAAAGUUGAUGAAAGGGAUAGCAAGCAAGGAAAAUUUGCAGAUUAUAGGGAGGGAAUGUUCACCAAACAGUCAGAAUGCACGUGGAUCCUUUAACUAUGUUCAUGAUCAUCUAACUUCUGAUUGCUCUCCACCAAUGCCAGUUGAAAAAACCACGGCUUCUACUGUUCUAGUUACGAUUGAUGAUGGAGUUUGGGCUUCAGGUGUCUUACUCAACAGACAUGGCCUCGUGCUCACAAAUGCUCAUCUUUUGGAACCAUGGAGAUUUGGCAAAACAACAGUACAAGGUGGAAGAGAUGGAGUCGCAUCAAAAGCAGUGUCCAUCUUCUCUGAUAAACCAAUGUCUCAAUCGCAUAAAGACAUUGCUGGUCCAGUGGAAAUUCAGAGUCUAGUUCCAAAAAUGGCAAAAAUAUCAGAUAUUUCUUUUUUUGAUGAGCAUGAUGGAUAUAAACUGGACUCAAUUUACAAAAGCCCCAAAAGAAUACGUGCUCGCCUGGAUAUUAUGGGCUCCUGGAUUUGGUGUGAUGCUAGGGUAGUGUAUGUUUCUAAAGGACCUUUGGAUGUCGCCUUACUGCAGCUCGAGCCUCUUCCAGAUCAAUUAAGCCCGAUUAUGCCGGACUUUGCGCGUCCAUCUCCAGGAUCAAAAGCAUAUGUUAUUGGACACGGACUCUUUGGACCGAGAUGUGAUAUCUACCCAUCUGUCUGCUCUGGUGUAGUUGCUCGGGUGGUGGAAGUACAGGUGCCUUUCUACUCCAGUGGUAGUAGUCCACAAAAGAAUGGAUCAAACAUCUUACCUCUUAUGCUUGAAACCACUGCCGCUGUGCAUCCUGGUGGGAGCGGCGGUCCCGUUCUUAAUUCAGAUGGGUAUAUGAUUGGACUUGUAACAAGCAAUGCAAGACACAGUGGAGGAACAAUGAUACCCCAUCUUAACUUCAGUAUACCCUGUGUGGCUUUAGAGCCUAUCUUCAAAUUCUCAAAAGACAUGCAGAAUCCAUCAGUUCUACAAGAUCUGGAUGAACCAAAUGAACGCAUUUCUUCUGUAUGGGCUUUGAUGCCUCCACUGCCUCCCAGCCCAAGACCCCAACUUCCUCAUCUGCCACAUACUCCAUUGGAUUCCCAAAAAGAGGGCAAGGGUUCUCGUUUUGCAAAAUUUGUCGCUGAAAGACACAGUGAUGUCUUGCCCAAGUCAAACCAGCUUCUCAAAGUAUUGAAGCUUUCCGGUGAGAUUCUACGCAGUAAAUUAUGAUCAUAUGGGAAAUCAACUGCGGUCGAUUGGGAAGAUGAAUCGACCCAAGGGAAGCUAAUUGGGAACACCCUCCACUGCUCCCGUGAUUUGUUACAGGUUUUUCGUUGUCUGUACCUACCAGUUCAAUGUCCAUUCCUGUAAGUUGUUGGAGGUUAGCUGUGAAUUUUGUAACUUGUAACUUAUUAUGCUUUUUUUUUUUUCUAAUUGAAGAAUGUAACUUAUAAAUUACUAUUAUGCCUAAGCAAAGCAAUGGUCCGGAAAGAAAGAUAUGGGAUAGGUGAAUAAAUUUUGUCCACGUUUGUGAA